Messenger RNA from Cimex lectularius (bed bug), 603 nucleotides. RefSeq lists its product as uncharacterized. The record is from RefSeq and is a predicted model, not a curated record. Bases 132 to 533 code for a protein of 133 amino acids. The transcript has 3 exons. Lineage: Eukaryota; Metazoa; Arthropoda; Insecta; Hemiptera; Cimicidae.
AAAGGUGAUUUUUAUAUUUAUCGCUUUUUGUAAGUAAACAUGUGCUUCUGCUUUCUAUCGAUUUAAUUUUUGUGUUAUUACACAUUUAAUUUUUAUACGAUGUGAACUCGAUUUUUCAUUGUAAGAUAAAGAUGAUUAAGUGGAAGAUAGAAGAUUGGUUAAAAAUGUUGGAAAUGCUCCUCGGCAUCAUGAUAUUCGGAUUGCAUUCGGUGGCUAGUGCAUGGUGGCGUCCUUUCGACGGGAAGGUCAUCCCACUAAUGAAAUCGACCGGCUUAUGCAGCCCUUUAAUCCCACAGAUGUUCAGAACCGGGUCGUACUUCUACAGAUCGGAGGAAUUAGUGAAACCAGUAAACCUAUUCGUCAUGGCUUACUGCUUCGUGUCAUAUUUUGCUGGUUGCCUUCUACUCAUCUCUGAAGCAAUUAGCUCAAGUAGCAGGAUAGUUUCCAAAAAUGUCGACUUGUUUACAGCCUUUGUUGCUGCAGUCCUUGCUCUACUUUACUUUGUAGAUGUGGUCCUUGCUGUAAAAGAAUAAACUUGUCAUUAAACAUUAAAAUACAGUUAUUUCUUUUUUAUCAUAUUGUCAAUUAUAAUUGCCAUAUUUG